CUUCUAUCCAUGAGAUAUAUAUCCAUGUUGUUUCGGCGUUGCACUGAACCACUAAAUCCCUCAGCUGGGUGAAGGUAGAGCGCGUCAUGAUUUCAGUCUCAUUUAUUUUCUUCAGUUUCUCUUCUGCUAUUGCUCUAUUACUUACAAGUUAUGUUGCAUACCAUGUCAUUAUAGCACCGCGGUUCAAUCCCCUCAGGAAGUUGGCUGGACCACCACUGAAUGGGCCACUGCACAACCAUAUGUCGCCUGUUCUCGACCCAUUCAGGUCACCCAGGACUCAUGCUGCCUAUGUGGAGAAAUACGGCAGGAAUGUCCGUAUAAGGGGGCUUGGUCCUUGGGACGAACGCCUCCUUCCCCUUGACCCUGUUUCCGUUGCACACGUACUAAAGAACAGCACAAUCUACGAGAAACCUUGGCAAUCUCGAAGACUUAUCACGAGCCUUAUUGGUUGUGGUAUGCUGGCUGCAGAAGGUCAUGUCCAUAAGCGUCAACGGCGCGUCGCCACCCCUGCAUUUUCCAUUCAGAAUAUGCGAGCACUUGUACCACUUGUCUUUAGCAAGGGAGAGGAGCUCAAAGAUAAGUGGAUGAAUAUGAGUCAGGCAGUAGCCUCGGAAAAGCAAAACUCUGGCCAGGUGGAGAUCGACAUUUGUCACUGGAUCAGCCGAGCUACCUUCGACGUUAUUGGGCUAGCAGCUUUUUUGCUGCGUAUAAAGGAGAUGUUCGAGAUUGCCGUCUCGCAAGGAGAUGCGUUCAGGACAGUUAUGGGGAUUUACUUUCCCAUACUAAAUAGGCUUUUCAAAACUAUUCGUCGCGUAGCGGGAAAGCUAGUGCAGCAGAAAAAAUCGAGAAUUAUGGAUGGAGAGAAGAGCGGGUCCGAUACGACAUCUCUCGCUCUAACGUGGACAUUUCUGCUCCUUGCGAAACAUCCAGACUUGCAAACCCGUCUUCGUAAGGAACUUCUCUCUAUCAUGCCGACUACUCCAAUAUCUCGGUUGUCAUGUGAAGAAAUCGAGUCUUUACACAACACUCUGCAGAAACUUACCAUACUUGAACAAUUCCAUUCUUCCCUUCGUGUUGCAACUCAAGAUGACGAGAUACCUGUAUCAUAUCCUGUCCACUUGAGCGACGGCACGAUCUCGGAGCAAAAGUCUAUAAGUGUGUCAAAGGGGAGCUUCGUACAUGUCCCAGUGGAGGCUUUCAACCUCGACAAGGGUAUUCCUGAUCGAUGGGAUCAUCUUUCGGAGGAUGUGCUGUCACUUCCAGGACUAUACUCUAAUCUUCUGACUUUCUCCGCUGGACCCAGGUCAUGCAUCGGGAUGCGUUUCUCUAUGAUCGAGAUGAAGACAUUUCUCUAUAUCCUUCUGACGACUUUCAGCUUUGCCGAAACAGACAAAAGAAUCUACAAAGCCAACUUCAAAAAAGGAAGCCAAUGUCCACUCAUUGUAACACCACUCGAAUCGAUUGCCACUUAGAACAUAUAAGUUAUAUUAACAUUUACCACGCGUUAAGCACGCAUAUACCCCUGCAUACGUCGACGCUGGUACACUUGUGGAGAGGCGGUGUUGUAUGUAAAUAAAUUAUAUUGUAUUCGGACUUCAGCAUCAUACCAUCUUUGCUCUGCACACCAAUCACAACUCAGGAUAUGAUCCAGCUCUCG
Suillus bovinus is the source of this 1657-nucleotide messenger RNA. Its product is annotated as cytochrome P450. Bases 87 to 1472 code for a protein of 461 amino acids. The record is from RefSeq and is a predicted model, not a curated record. Gene Ontology annotation, molecular function: monooxygenase activity; heme binding; oxidoreductase activity, acting on paired donors, with incorporation or reduction of molecular oxygen. Lineage: Eukaryota; Fungi; Basidiomycota; Agaricomycetes; Boletales; Suillaceae. The transcript is spliced from 11 exons.